Molecule: messenger RNA, 1567 nt
Organism: Diabrotica balteata
Lineage: Eukaryota; Metazoa; Arthropoda; Insecta; Coleoptera; Chrysomelidae
Source: the annotation of a GenBank genome assembly
AUGUCAAUGCCAAUUCUUUCCCAUGGAUAUUCUGGUAAAGGGAUAAUAAUUCAUCCGACUCCACCAACUUUGUCAUCUAGCAACAUCAAGCCACAAAAACCAGUUGCCGUGAGAUCUCAAUUAAAACUUGCCAACAAUGCUCCCGUAUACUAUUUAUUGCUUCCAAAUGCUUCAGGAUCAAAGUUUGCCCUACCAAAUACUCAAUUGGUACUUAACCCGCAAACAAACUUAGCAAACACAACUUUUGUAAUAAAAAACCCGAGUCGUCUUGCCAAUAGGUUCGCUAGUCCGCUUAAGCCGUACGUAAACCCUUUCGACUAUACCCCGUAUGUAAAAGACAAAGUAGCGUAUUCGUACGUGCAAAGAAGGUCAGUAAUGGAAAAGGAGCUGAAUGAGACUAAGUUUGAACCAGUGGUAUGGGCCUGCAAAAUGUGUAAAGAAGAGUAUAAAGAAAAAGAGGAACUGCUCGAUCAUUAUGAAGUACAUAAACGCACAACAGAUCAAUUGACAGAUGCAGAUGCAAAUGGUUCUAUGGAUUAUCUAAAUGACGACAAGGACAAAGAACUCGUGUGUCCUAUUUGUAACACAGCAUAUGCUGCUAAGUAUUACUUACAUCAACACGCUAUAUUAAAACAUAAACCAAAGGACCAUUACUGCAAUAUAUGCAAUUUAAACUUCUUGGAUGAUUUCUCUUUAAGUCUGCAUAACACAACCCAUUCGGACGAUCCCGAAACCUACGUUUGUGUAACUUGUAAAGUCUUUACGACAAAGACAAGCAAAGACUUACUUGCCCACUUUAACAAAGAACAUGUAAAAGAAGAAUUUUAUUGCGAAGAGUGCGACAAGAAUUUUACUUCCAAGGCGUGGUUCGAAGACCACAAAAUUUUCCACGUCGAAAGUUUCAGCAAGGAAAAAUGCAACUGCAGCACGUGCUCAUUAACUUUUCCUAAUCGGUAUUCAUUGAACCAACACAUGCAAGAAAUUCAUAAAAAGUUCCAAUGUUUUACUUGUGAUGUAACAUUCCCUUACAAGAAGAAUUUAGCCGUUCAUAACGAACAUUUCCACUCAGUCGAGGAAAAAGAUAAGUUCCUUUGUAAUGAAUGCGGAAAAGUUUUUACUUCACAACAAUUAUUCAGGCUCCAUGCAGAAACGCACGCAGAGGGUCGAUACAUUUGCAGCGUUUGUGGUAAAGUGUUUAAAAAGAAAGCUGGCCUGAACAUUCAUGCGAGGGUACAUACCGGAGAGAAGCCCUGCAAGUGCCACUUGUGCGACAAAUCUUUCUCCCAGAGGUCGAGCCUUACUUUACAUAUAAGGACGCAUACUGGAGAGCGACCGUAUGCUUGUUCUAAAUGCAAGAAAGGCUUUAUUUCCAAAACUAGCAAGGACGGUCAUGAAAAGAGAUGUAAGAAUUUUAAAUAAUUGUAAAAUGUUUUGAAAAUUUUGAUUUAAAAUGCAAGAAAUUUUAUUUCUUGUAGACUUGUAUGCUCAGUAAAUUUUCAUCAAGAAUUUUAAUAGAAAAUGUACCACUUUCGAAUCUUUGUAAAAUUCUAAAUAAACCAUGUUUAAA